Messenger RNA from Protobothrops mucrosquamatus (brown spotted pit viper), 2029 nucleotides. Its product is annotated as zinc finger protein 300-like. The coding region runs from base 93 to 1022 and encodes 309 amino acids. NCBI's taxonomy places the organism in Eukaryota, Metazoa, Chordata, Lepidosauria, Squamata, Viperidae. Gene Ontology annotation, biological process: regulation of transcription by RNA polymerase II. The record is from RefSeq and is a predicted model, not a curated record. Gene Ontology annotation, molecular function: DNA-binding transcription factor activity; RNA polymerase II cis-regulatory region sequence-specific DNA binding. The transcript has a single exon.
CUUUCUCUCUUACUUUAUUAAAGGAACUAUACGGCAAAAGCAAACUACAUACCUCUGUAAAAUCUGGGAGAAAUUCCAGUCGGAGCAGAGAGAUGAAACUAUGCAUGGAGUGUGGAAAGAGAUUCACUAGCAAGAGUAAACUUAUUCUCCACCAAAGGAUUCACACUGGGGAGAGACCACAUAAAUGUCUGGAGUGUGGAAAAAGCUUUACCCAGAAAGGGCAUCUUAAUUCUCAUAACAAGAUCCACACAGGGGAGAGGCCAUAUAAAUGCAUAGACUGUGGAAAGAGCUUUUCUGAGAAGAAAGAAGUUACUCGCCACCAAAGGAUCCACACAGGAGAGAGGCCAUAUAAAUGCCUGGAAUGUGGAAAGAGCUUUACUCAGAAAGGACCACUUAAUUCUCAUGAAAGGAUCCACACAGGGGAGAGGCCCUAUCAGUGCAUGGAGUGUGGGAAGAGCUUUACCCAGAAAGGACAACUUAAUUGUCAUGAACGAAUCCACAGAGGGGAGAGACCAUAUAAAUGCAUGGAGUGUGGAAAGGGCUUUACCCGCAAGGGAUAUCUCACUUCUCAUGAAAGGAUCCACACAGGGGAGAGACCUUUUAAAUGCAUAGACUGUGGAAAGAGCUUUUCUGAGAAGAAAGAAGUUACUCGCCACCAAAAGAUCCACACAGGAGAGAGGCCCUAUAAAUGCCUGGAAUGUGGAAAGAGCUUUACUCAGAAAGGUCCACUUAAUUCUCAUGAAAGGAUCCACACAGGGGAGAGGCCCUAUCAGUGCAUGGAGUGCGGAAAGAGCUUUACCCAGAAAGGACAACUUAAUUGUCAUGAACGAAUCCACAGAGGGGAGAGACCAUAUAAAUGCAUGGAGUGUGGAAAGGGGUUUACCCGCAAGGGAUAUCUCACUUCUCAUGAAAGGAUCCACACAGGAGAGAGACCUUUUAAAUGCCUGGAAUGUGGAAAGAGUUUUUAUGACAAGACAAGCGUUACUUGUCACCAAAGGAUCCACGCCGGAGGGAACGUAUAAAUGCCUUGAGUCUGAAGAAUUCUUGAACAAUUAUAGCACCUUUAGUUGUCAGAGGUAUCCAGACAGGAAAAUUAGAAAUGCAUGGAAAGUGUAUCAGGGUUCACUGAGUAUAGGGUCUCACCUCUCAUAAAAGGACGCACACAUGAAAAACUGUACAAAUCCAUGGACUGAGCUUUAUUUGCAACCGCCAACGUAUUCAUCAUCCAAGAAUCCAGACAUGGCAGGCAGCUUAUUAAUGCACGGAACAUGCAGAGAUGUUUUCCUUGAGCCUGGAUCUUAUUUAUCAUCCAAGCAGCCACACACAAGAAAAGGUGUAAGCCCUCAAAUGUGGAAAGAACUGAAGAUGGAUCAGUGGCUUAAUUUUUCAUAGGAUGACCCAUUCAGGAGAGUUACCAUAGAAACAUAAAAGAUUGAGCGAGUUAGUGAAAAUGCACUAUUGUCUCACUCGUCGUACACUUUUUAAACGUAUUCUCAGAUACGGAGGGCAUAUAAUCUCUUUGAAAGUUGGUUACCUUGGUAUUGUUUUAGUGCAGGGUGUACGGUCACUCAGAAGUUCAGUCCCUAGCCAUCUCACAGUUGGACUGUUACAAUGCACUCUACAUGGGGUAUCCUCAAAGAGCAUUCGGAGGCUACCCUCUCACCCCACUGGGAUUGGCCUGCCCCACUUGUGCCAGCAGAGGAGGCACGCUGCUAGUUCCAUCAGCCAAACAAAUUAUUCCGACUGGCAGGGUCCAAGAGGAGGGCCUUCUCUGCUAUAGCUCCUGCCCUCUGGAACAUCUUGCCCCUCCCCAUGCGAGGUUAGCGCCAAUCCUCCUUUCGUAAGGCCCUAAAGAACUGGCUCUGCCAGUUGGUUGGGUCCCAAUGGAGGAACAGCACAGUGGAGGAGAUUGAUUAACAGCCUCCUCCCCCACUUUGCUCCCCCCCCUUCUGAUGUGUCCUUGAUUUCAAUCUUUGGUUAUAUUUAUUCAGGCUUUAAUGUAGAUGUAUUUUUCUGUCUGUAAGCCAUC